AUAGGGAUAAGAAGACGAAGACCCCAAAACACACUCAAUCUAUCAUUCAGUCCAAAUAAUCAGAAUGGUAUCGUGCGCCGCCUGAGUAGUUAUCGUGCGCCAUGGGCGGGGAUGCUAACGGGAGUAGCAGCGGAGGGACUAUGACGGCGGAGCCUCAGUACGUGGCGGCCAAGACCUCUGUUUGGUGGGAUAUAGAGAAUUGCCAGGUGCCCAAGGCUUGCGAUACGCAUGCGAUUGCCCAGAACAUAAGUUCGGCGUUGGCGAAGAUGAACUACUGCGGGCCGGUCUCUAUCUCCGCUUACGGCGACACCAACGGUAUCCCUAAUACAGUACAGAAAGCCCUAUCCAGUACCGGCAUCGCUCUCAAUCAUGUCCCGACUGGGGUAAAAGAUGCUAGUGACAAGAAAAUUCUUGUUGAUAUGCUCUUUUGGGCUGUGGACAAUCCUGCUCCAGCAAAUUAUUUGCUGAUUUCCGGUGAUAGGGAUUUUUCUAAUGCUCUCCAUCAAUUGCGCAUGCGGAGAUAUAAUAUUCUAUUAGCCCAACCGCAGAAAGCAUCUGCACCUCUUAUUGCUGCGGCGAAGAACAUAUGGCUAUGGACAAACCUAGUAAUUGGAGGACCCCCUCUUACAAGUGGCGAAUCCUCACAACUUCUUGUUAAUGGCGAUGAUACUUGUAACCCUGUAACAUCACAAAAUUCAUUGUCCGAACCUAUUAUACCAAGUAGACCAAUAUCUUUCAACUCCGAACGCCUUUCAUCGGGGAACCAAAAGUCUUCUGUUAUUGGAAGAAUUGGUGACAACAAAUUUACUUCGAAACAUUUGCGCAAAACCUCUGAUUUGCCAAGAAUAUCAAGAGCCUCUAGUGCGUCAGUUACAGUCGCAGUUCAAGAAGGCAAGGUCAAGGAGCAGCCCGAGCAUUCACAGACAAAGCUGUUUAAAAAUGCCCCACAUGAAUUUUUUGAGAAGAGUGAUAAUUCUGUUUUCACGAGUCCGCCUGCUCCCAAUUUCCAUCCCGGCCAUUCUGACCAGUUGAGAAGUAACAGCAACAACUUUUUAGGCAAUCCUCCUAAUCACAGUCCUCUUCCCUUGAGGCCAAAUAACCAACAUGUAUCUACUUUUGCACCUCCAAAUUUUCAGAAUAAUUGUUUUCGUCCAGUGCCUUCAAGACCAGAUGUUCCUAGAUUCCCUUCAGCCCCAUUAACAGGUGUGCCUGAUGUUGGUAAGCUAAAUAUAUCUGAAUGCCCCAACUAUGCUCAAAAUCCUUCUAAUUUCGAUCAUCAAAUUGGAGAAGAGUUUAUAUUUAAAGCAGGAUCUAAUGAGUCGCCCAAUCCAGCUAGCUUAAAUAUACCACAGAAAGGCAAUAUCACGCACAACUGCCAGGGAAUUCACCAAGAUAUUAACAAUUGGCAGUUUCAUGGUGUUGAAUUUUCACAUCCUCCUUCCCCAGCAAUGGUAACUGGCACUGCAUCUAGUGAUGGUGUUUGGGUGGCUAGCUUAAAUAUACCACAGAAAGGCAAUAUCACACACAACUGCCAGGGAAUUCACCAAGAUAUGAACAAUCGACGGCUUCAUGGUGUUGAAUUUUCCCGUCCUCCUUCCCCAACAAUGGUAGCUGGCACUGCUUCUAGUAAUGGUGCUUGGGUGGCUAGCUUAAAUAUACCACAGAAAGGCAAUAUCACGCAAAACCGCCAGGGAAUUCACCAAGACAUGAGCAAUCAGCAGUUUCAUGGUGUUGAACUUUCUCGUCCUCCUUCCCCAGCAAUGGUAGCUGGCAUUGUUUGUAGUAAUGGUGUUUGGGGAGCUCAAGGACACCCCCCGCCAUCUGAGUAUGUGCAAGGUCUUAUUGGAAUUGUUCUACUUGCCUUAAACACCCUGAAAACUGAAAAAAUAGUGCCUACUGAAGCAAACAUAAUGGAGUGCAUUCGUUAUGGAGAUCCAAAACACCGAAAUACAGAUGUAAAGAAGGCUCUGGAGAGUGCGAUCGAACAAAAUAUGGUGGUGAAGCAAAACUUAGGUUCACUGCAACUGUAUAUUGGUAAACACAAGAAAUUAUGGAAGUGCUUGAAUCCCAAAGGUGGCAAUCCUAAUGUGUAUCCAAAAGCAAUAUGGGACGUAAUACAAGAUUUUCUUACCUCCUCUGCUGGAAGAUCCGCAAUUCUGUCUUCUCAAUGCAGAUAUGAAGCUGCUUUGGUUUUAAGGAAGGCAUGCUUGGAGGAGCGAGCUUUAGGCGAGGUACUCAUGAUCUUGAAUAUGGUAAUUGCGAUCAAGAAAUGGAUUAUACAUAAUCCAUCAGGUUGGCAACCAAUUGUGAUUACUCUUUCAGAGACUGACACUGUGUAGUUACUUGAACUUGGUGCUUGAUCUGCUGGAGAUUAGUUUCACAGCGGCUAAGUAUAUUGCGGAACUAUUAUCAUCAUCAUCAUCAUCAAUCCUAAAACUAUGUUGGAUGGUCCUUUUGAAACAUUGCUCAGUAAAGUAGGUGUCAGGUAUUCUACCGCCCUCUUUGUUUUUCUUUUUUGGGGAGCUCUGUUUGGCUUUUGAAGGGAAAAAAGAAGAUUUAUACUACCGAGAUGAAGCAUUAUGCACACUAUCACGACAGUAAUUCUCCAGCUGCAGAGUUGUAUCCCGUCAUUUUAUGCAAUGUAAGCUUACCUUGAAUAAGAUGUUCGUACGUAGCUAAUGAGGCUUUUGUCUACUUCACACCACUACUGUUCAUCAAGACAUUUUGGUCCAUGCUGGAUGGACAAGAAGUUACUAAACCCUUGUUUUUUUACAGUUAAAUUUGAUGAGUAAGCCCCAGCUGUGAAAGAAUGGCGUGAUUAUUUGUUUAUUGCAUGAAAGGAGAAGCCAACAUGUAGUUCGGGUCUUUCACUGGUUCUGUCAUUGGCAGUGUGCCGAGUAUUAACUUUUGCUUACUUUUCAUGCUAGACGACUCCUGGGUAUUUUUAUGUUGAGGCUGGGUGUAUAAUCCAAACUUAACUAUACAGGCACACCGGUAAAGAGAUUCUUACGAGGUCAUUGUGUGAAGGUGAAUUUGAUAGUUUACAUUCUGGAUGGGAAGAACGUUUAUGGCUGAAUAAUAUCGCGACUAUAAACAAGUUCAAGGUUUAAGUUUUCUCUGGGAGGUGAGUAACCUAUUAGGCAUUCAUGGUUUCAUGUAUGUGACUAUGUGGUAGCUGGGCUAUGGUGGACUUGGCACUUGAAAUGUGUACUGUAAUUGGUUACUUGCUAGCAAAGACUGCUUCUUUUUUUCUAUGUUUAGAACUUUUAAGAUUUUCUUGUAUAUGAAAUUUGGUUGUGGUAAACAAAUUUAUUUGGGUUG
Messenger RNA from Tripterygium wilfordii, 3321 nucleotides. RefSeq lists its product as uncharacterized. Bases 102 to 2339 code for a protein of 745 amino acids. Gene Ontology annotation, biological process: regulation of gene expression. Gene Ontology annotation, molecular function: RNA nuclease activity. NCBI's taxonomy places the organism in Eukaryota, Viridiplantae, Streptophyta, Magnoliopsida, Celastrales, Celastraceae. The transcript has 3 exons. The record is from RefSeq and is a predicted model, not a curated record. Gene Ontology annotation, cellular component: peroxisome.